This is a messenger RNA of Podarcis lilfordi (Lilford's wall lizard), 15303 nucleotides long. NCBI's taxonomy places the organism in Eukaryota, Metazoa, Chordata, Lepidosauria, Squamata, Lacertidae. The record is from the annotation of a GenBank genome assembly.
UUCCCCGAAGCGUGCGCUGCGCAGCGGAGCUGAGGCACAGCCGGGUCCUUCUGCCCAGGAAGUGUCGGCGGUCGCGGCGGUGUUGGCGAGACGGGUGAGGUCGAGGUUGGACGUGGAAGGGGAGGCUCCGCCCUUUCGCCCUAUUUGGGGCCGUAGGGCUUGUGGGCCGCUUGUGUAGAGGUAGGUGGGACGAGCCGGCGGCGCCUCCUCCUCCUCCGGCGGAGCUCUGUGGCUGCCCCGCAAGCUGAGCGCUGGUUCCGCCGGAGCCUCCGGGGUGCAGCUCGUCAAGGGCUGAAUUCCCGUUUUUCUUUUCUUUUCCGGGAAGGGGCUGCUGUGCCGCGAUGUGCGGAAGUGCAGCAGAUGAAGCUUACCCGGCGCUGGGAGGAUCUGAUAGAGAGCGCUUCACCUGCUGGAUUUCUGCCUGCCAUGGCGCAGGAGCCCCUCGGGGGAAGAGAGAAGAGGCUGGUCAUUUUAACCUCCUUGUCUGGAGGAGGACAUUUUGCCUGCCUCCCAAGUACUGAGCUAGCAGGCAGGAGCAUCCCAUGCUGUCCUGUUUUGCCCCUUUUGAUUCACCCGGAGUGACCCAGGUAGUGACAUUGCCAAUAUCAAAUAAGUUGCAGAAUAUGAUCUGGUCAUUCCUCUCUCCACCUGAACGUGUUCCUCUCGUGUCGCAGAUGCACCCCACAUUCUUGGAUGCUGUAUUUUGAGUAUCACUUAAUGUGGGCUGCUUGUCCCUUGUCACCCUGGACCUAUCCUGCUAGAUUAGCUAAAGAGGAUUACAAGAAUGGAUUCUCUCUGUGCCUUUGAUGAAUGUUUAUGGAUAUAUAUUUUAAUAUGUGCUUGCAAUUGUGGGUGUAUAAAAUAAAUUAUUAGGCCAGAUUAAUUAGUACAGACUGUCUGCAUGCCUUUUGGUAUACAGUAUAUGGCAUAGGGUUACAGGGGAUGUUUCCCCACCCUGACUCCCAGGUGGCUGCAGUUGUUGUUUGCAAAAGGAGGAGAUGCUUUUGAGGAGCUUCCCCAUGGCUCUGCAGCUCUUGGGACAAUUUUUGUGUUGGCUCUCCCUAUCAUGCAGGUUCUGGGGCCUCAGUGGGGCAAAAGUGACACCUGUUGUAGGUAUCUGUUUCUCAUGACUUGCCCAGUCAUAGUGAAUGCAGUUCCUUUGCAUGGGGGGAUGUGGGCCCUGCCCUUCCCAAAGGUCAUCUCUGUUGUUUCCUUCACACUAGGGGUGGGGAAGAGUUGACUAUUUUUAUUGUUCUUUUUUGUGUUCCUCUCAACCUUCACAUCUACAGUAUGCAGGUUCCAGAGCGUGAGAGUGGAGCAACCACAGGGAAUGGACUGGACAGCCCCACGGCUUCCGAUUCCCAACCAGUUUCUCCUUUGCCACCCAAGCCCCCUUCCUUGGAUCUCUUCAAUCUAGUAGUAUCCUACAAGCGACUGGAGCUGUACUUGGAACCACUGCAGGAUAUUGCGGAAGGGGUGUGGUUCCUCCUCAGGUUGGUGCCCAACUACUUAGUUGCACCUUGUGGGUGAUGGUUGUGGUGGAGCUAGAGAAAUUUUUGUUGUUGUCUCCUGCCAUGUUGGAGGGCAGAAAAGCACAGGCUCUUUGGGAGUCUCACUUUUGCAAGUGGGAGAAAAAAGAGAGAAGACGAAGAGUCCUGGCCAAAUACUUAAUUCCACUUGUUCUAAGAGACACCAAGCAUUCAGCAUGGGAAACGCUGUGUGCAGUUGGGCGUAAACAAGAUAUGCUGCUGCAUUUGUGACUUGGCUAGUGUCUGUGGCUGAUUACAACAUUCCCCCAUUUUAAAAAAUACCCUACCCUUACCUUGCUUUUGUCUUCAUUCAAUCUAAUUUGAUUUCUUAUUUAUAUACCGUUUUUCUGUGCUCAAGGCAAGUUAAUGUACUCCAUGACCCGAGACUUAAACUUAGGCUUGCCCUUUCCAUCUCCACCAUUCUCAUGUUCAUACCUCAUUUGUACAGCUAAAUAUCCUUUUGGCGUGGCAAUAAAUGCUUGAUCAUGUAUGUUUCACAGCUGGCAGAUGCCUCUCUGCUCCCUCCUUACUUGCCUGGGCCUCAACUUUCUGCUGCUGACUCUUAGUGAAGGUGAGAAAUGUUGGACCUUUGUGCUGGGGCCCCAAUAGGCCUCCUUUCAGGUAUGGUGUGAGCCUUGGGGGAUUGAUCCUGUGGGGAAUAGAAUAUGUUAUUGGGGGCAGAUUAUGAGGGCUAGCAGAACCAAUUGUGAGAGGUAGUAAGGAAAUGGAGUGACUGGCAGGCACAUGGGCCUCCUUUCAGGUGGUUUAUGGGGUAGUACAUAGGAAGCUGCCUUAUAUCAAGUCAGACCAUUGGUAUGUCACGCUCAUUAUUGUUGACAGUGACUGGCAGCAGUUUUCCAGGUGUUGAGAAAGAAGACAUUCCCUCUCCUACCUGGAGAUACCAGGGAUUGAAACUGGGACCUUCUCUGUUCAAAGCAAACGCUCUACCACUGAGCUAUAGGUGCUAGUGGUACAGGUGUGUUGUGACUGGCCAAACAGUGGGGUGGUAAAAUGAUCUCUGCAUCUAUUCCACCUUUCAUUCCAGCUGCGUGGUAUGGGCUUUGCGUCCUGCUGGUCUCGGUGCCAGCCUUGCUGGGUUACCUGCAGGAGACAUGCCGCAUCCGUCUGAGUGAAGAAGAGCUGGCACGUCGUAGGUACCACAGUGUGCGGCGUGAGGAUGUGAGGAAAGUUCAGCUUGCACGACAUGAGGCUGUGGCUGAAGUGAAGGGCUUGUAAGUGCUCUUAGGGAAGGAUGGAGAAAAUGCGUUGACCCGUAGGUGGGUCCCUUUGAAGUAUGUGAUUGGAAGGAUGCUUCUUGGGCUUCUUGUUCACACUACACAUUUUUUUCCUGAUGGUGAAUAUUGCAGUCGUUCUGAAUCCACUGGGCUUAAUAGUCAACCCGUUGCAAGAUCGAGAUUUCUACCUCGUCAUUGUGUUUUUCUCUUGUUUGAUUUUUGUAACCAUUUUUCUGUAUUUUGUGUGGAUAUUUCCAUUGUAGAUAAGUAAUGUGCAAUUGUUACCUUGAAUAAUGGGAGCAAUUUAGCCUGCAGAACUAAUUUAGUGACCUUUCUGUGUCACAAUUUGUGUGGUAUUCCACCAUUCCCCUUCUUUUGUCUUCUAUGAUUUCAGCCUCUUCACUAACAAUGUCUUUUUCAUUUAUUUUUGACCAGCUGAUUUUUCCUUUUGAGUUUUUAUUUCUCCCAAUCAUUUGUGUGUGUUUUUUAACACAAGGAUAUUUCAGGUGCACAACUACAUAGCUCUGAAGCUGUGCCCAGUAGGGCACAAUAAUCCGUUUCUUCUUCUGCUUCUUCUUCAACCAUGCACUUGUGCACUUGAAGAGCUGUGCACAACUGCACAGAGUUGAUCUUUUAAUGUUUAAGUAAACAGCUGCACAGGCACUAGCACAGGCCAGUGUGUGUCAUGGAGGCUUUUUUGGGGGUGGGCAGACAGUGUCUUCCCAAAUGGACCCUAUCACGGAUACUGCCCACAGCAUUCUAACAAAUGCAUUACGCAGUUGGCCAGCAACACAGGCAUUUGUGUCAAAUCUUAGUGGUUGAGGGGGAAGGUUGGGACUAUAUUUCAGGAUAGUCUAUAUGCUAUUGCAGGUGCUAACCAUUUCAUCAUUGCUGUGGGGCAAGAAUUGUGUCAUGACUGGGGGGAAUAUAAUUGCACAGUAACGUUGCGUGUGUGGAACAUGGUGGUGACCCCACUUUUAAGAAACUCUGGGAGAGCAGUGCUGACUCCUCCUCUAGAUUAGCUACCUUCCAAGGUGCUUUACUGCACUACUGCCGUUCACCCUUUGGGGGCAUUGCACACCCUUGCUAGUUGGGAGUGUGGCUCUAGGAGGAAGAGUUACUAAGCAUUUACAUGACUCUCCUGCCCAUGCCACAAAGUAUGCAUCCUCCUUCCAGGACAGUGGAUCGAUUUCAAUCACCAGGCAAGAAGCCUCAUUUUUAAAUCAUUGAUUUUAAUCAACUUUUCCAUUUGUACAGUUAUUUUCCCCAAGAAAUGGGUGUUUUUGCUGCUCGAUAGAGCUAUUAAAACAUAUUGAUUUACAGCUAAAUGUAACCGUUACUUCAGAUUUACUACAUUUAUUACCUACUUAUGAGGAAGACACACUACUGGUGCAUCCUUUUGUUUAAGAAAUAAUGGAUUUUGAUUAUUAUUAUUCUUUAAAAAUAUGUUUUUUUAUUAACAUGUUGUAUUACUUCAGCAUGUCUGUACAGCCAAGGAUUUGCAAGUCAAAUUUUAGAAGACGUCAGAAUUUUCCUAUGCCAAGGACUGACGGUUAACUGCUCUGAUAGCUGUUUUAUCAGGACAUAACACUUUAUCAGAGUGCUGUGAAUUCAGAAAGCGGCUCAGUUUUUGAAACCUGCAACUUAGGGAGAAGUAGCUGGAAUCCAAGGGCAAGUUCUCCUUUUCCCCGUUACUUCCCUACCCAAAGCUGACCAUGCCAGUAGGCACUUUGUCAGCAUUUUGCACAAGGCACUGGAGCCUGAUAGCCAACCCAUCCAUCAUAUGACUCGCUGAGUUGUAGCCAGUGAACUCAAAUCUCUUUCUUUAUGGGAGUCUGCAUUCUUUCAUCUAAAAGUUAAGAGCAGAGGUGCCCUGUUACUACAUGCCCCUUUAGUAUAUAGGGUCCAGGCAAGCCGUGGUUAGGAUUGCACUGUUAGUUUUGCGGCAACUCUUAAGUUAGUUGUCAUUAUUCAGAUUUGUAGCUAUAGGAAAGAGAUGCCCAAGAUUGCCUCAGCAGUGGAUGUGAACCCAGGGUCUCCUAUACUCCACAGACAAGAGUGCUGGACUCCAAAUCAUGCUGGCUGUUAUCCCUCUUGUUAAACUUAGACAGUUGCUUUCUGUAUCCAACUUGCCUGCCUGCCUGGAGCUAGCUGGCAUAGGAGGUUCAUCCUAUGCAGGGCUCAUCCUAACUAUGCCCUGUGUGGAUGAGGGAAUCUUCUUUUGCACUUCAACCCUUGUCUUGAACUGAAUGAGGGGCUGGGGAUCACUUUUCUCCAUUUGUGAAGCAGCUUGGGCAUAGGUUGAUGCAGUGGCUGUGAGGUUGUGCGCAAAGGGGCCUGAGGAACAUGUUUAAAUCUGCUGUGAUCUCCUUUUCCAGCUUAAUCCAAUUAGAGGCCCUAUUGAGCCGGCUGUGUGGCAGAUGUGAGGCUGUCUAUCGCGUCAUCUACUGGGAGAACCCUUCUCUUUCUUCACAGUGAGUGUUGCCUUAGGACUACUUCGUGGAAGCUAGGUGUCAUGGGCUGGUUGGAUGUAGAGGAAUAGUGGGAGGAACCAGCUGGGGAACCCCCAAGGGAAGAAGGCUCAGAGCCCUGGGAUUGGUGGUGUGGUGAUGAUGAUGAUGAUGAUGUUGAUGAGUGGUCGGAGGGAGGAGGAGAUGUCGGAAGCUGAACAGGUAACAGGGCUUAGUGAGCUGGGAGAGUCUGUGACAGACAGACAUCCAGAAUCAGGGGCAGAAGCUGAAACAGGAGAGGAGGGAAGCCAAGAGGCAGAGAGAGUCUGGCUGGGGAAGGUGGCAGGGUGUCUCCCCCUCCUGCUGCGACAGACUCCCCUCCCUCCAGGUCUCCCAGAAAGAGGUGUGAAAAAGGUGGAGGAGAAGUUAGUUUUGUGCUGGUGCAGUCUCAGAUUGCUUGGGGAAAACCCUGGAGAGGAGGGAACUAAGGCAGCUGUGAGCAGAUGGGGACCUUCAGCCUUAGCAACUGCUUCAUAGGGGCAAGACCUGCCGGAGAUGAGAUGCAUUGCUCAUUAGGCAGAUCCUGCUUUUGCUAAUAAGGAGUUAACUCCAACUUGUUUGGUGUUAUUUACUGCCAGCUCGUUCCUGUCACUGGGACAUUGCUGCCUUGCUGCUUUGGGGGGUUUGCAGGCUUGUUUACUGGGUCACUUUAUAGGGGUACGGGGUCCCUUCCUUCUCCCUCAUAUUGGGCAGGUGUCCAUGCCCAUAUAUAUCAUGGCUGGUGUUCAUGGGGAAGCUAUCUGGCUGAACAGGUUUGUCCAGAUUGAGGGGAGGUUAUUUGCUUGAAAGGUAGGCAAAGGGAGGUGAUGUCAUCAUCAUCAUCAUCAUUUUAUAUGUAAGCCGUCUGUCCACAGUUAAAACAAUGCUCAAGGCGGCUUACAGUAUGAAAAGAUUUACACAUUACAAACAUAGCAAAGGAGUCAUAAAAAUAAACAAAACACAUCAAAAACCACAUAACCAAACUGAACAAUUUCCACAUAAAAAUAAAGAUACAAAAAAUUCAUAUCAAUAACAGUAAAAACUCCCGACAAAACUUUCCCCAAAAUACCCCAGUCCUUUCUGGGCAGCAGCAGCAGCCUGUUAGAGCCGCCCUAGGACAGGUGGAGAGAGGCAGGAACAAGGCUCUCAGGCUCCCCCUAGAUGCUCUCUGUUCCAUAUCCAAGAAUAAUGGGGGGCUGGACAGGCUUGAGGUGCUCUCAAGGCACCUGGCUGUCAUCCUGAUGCCCAGAUGUGUCAUGCUCCUUCUGCUCCUUUUUUUGCCCAGGUUUUAUGGGAUGCUGAUGGCUUCCGUUUGUGCUCUCUACCUGCUGCCCUUAUGUUGGGUCUUUGUGCUGCUCAAUAAUGCCCUUUUCUUGGGUAACGUGGCAUUUUAUCAAGGUAAGAGAUUGCUCUUCUCUCCUGUACCAUUUUGUUCCAUGAGAACCUUGGGGAAGUAAGCUGCAGCAGCUGACUGGAGACAGGGUGCCCAGGGUCAAGGCUUUCUUUGCUGUAGAUCUGUGCACCCCUGCUGCAGCCCUAUCUUAUUCCAAAUGCCAGUGUGAAGCUGCUAGCAAAUUUUGAUGAGAGAGGAAAAAAUGCAUCUCUUCUGUGCUGCCCCAGUCCCAUAAACAAGCUCUUUAGCAUUCAAGAGACCUGAGUAGUCACUCUGUUCCUUGGGCACAGCUUAGUAGUGGAAGAUUUUUCCAUUUAGAGGUGUCCCAGUGGGGAAGCACAUCUUGGGAUGCUAAGGAUAAACUGCCUGUUGCAGAAAACGGGGGGUUAUCACAAGGGAACAGUCCUUUGCUGGAAAACAGAUUUGGUGUGUGUUGUGAACAUUUGCCCUCUGAAUGCAUCUCAUUCUGGAAUUUUGUUUGUGUGGGAUGGUGGCAGGGAAGAGUGAAAACAGGCAUGAACCUAUUCAGAGCACAGCUCUUUUCACAGUGCCCACUCAGAGUGAAGGCACUGCUUCCUGGCCUCACUUUGAAUAGGUUUUGUGAGGAUGCUGGAGCAGUGGCCAAGGGGCUGUGAAUAUCAGCAACCAGUUGCAACCCACCCCCAAACAACACAAAUACCGUAAGUGGUGGAGAAUAUUUACUGUAGUGGUAGAUAGCCUUUUCCCCUGUCUACUGAGGAGCUAUGGGGUUAUAGACAGUUCUGUCUGGGAGUGAGAUUAGUGCUAGAAAACUGUGGGGUAUUCAGGUAGUCCUACUAGUGUUUUAAAUACCAUUAGCUACAUUGAACAUUGGUUGCUUGUGUGCCAGUAUCUACUUCUUGGGUGUUUGGGUUGGAGAUAGGCUUGAAUCCCAUGCUGUUCCUCCAGUGCUGAAAGCCUGUGCUGUUUACUGCAACCAUUACCCUUUUCCUCUCCCUCCCUAGUCUUGCUGGAGCUGAAGUCUGCUGUAGAGCAGCGUUUGGGCCUCAAGCCCGUUGCUAGGACUCCAGAGCCAGUGGAGCUGGAUGCUGGAGAAGUUGGGUCUGGAUCCCUGCUGGACCGGACACCUACGCCCACUAGUACUGAGGUAAGGCAUGGUAGAAGAAUAGAUGGGUCUGUGUUGCCCACUUCCAAGUAGAAUGAGAAUUGAUAUGCUCAUCCAAUGUGCCCAGAGAGUGUUGCUUUAUCUUUUGGAAAUGCCUGAGGUCAUAGAUCAUCCUGCCCUGCAUAACAGUCUUAUUAGCUGGUGGCUUUGUAGUUGAUUCCAGAUAUACAGUCCUAGGAAAUGUGUCCCAGGCCGGAGCACAGAAGACAAACUUCCAUCUUGCUUCUGUUGGUUGUGGUUCCAUAUAUCUCUCCGCCACCCUUCCCAAUCUUCUAUAGGAUAUGGAAUGAUGGAAACUGCGGCCCUCCAUAUGUUGUUGGACUCCGAUCCCCACCAGCUCCAGCUGGUCUGGUCAGUGAUGCCGUCCAACAACACUUGGAGGACCACAAGCCAUAGUGUGCAAAGUAAGGUCCCGAUGGGAGUGGCAGAAAAUUUUUGAAAGGGGCAAAGCUAUGCAUCGUGGAUGAAAACCUCCCAGACCCUGUUCCCAGUCUUGGCCCUGGAGAAGUAGGGCCUCAGUUUUGCCUACACAGGUACGUCUCUUUAGGGCAGCUGCCAUCCUUGUUCUGUCCCCUUCUUGCUACUUUUCAGAGUUCCGAAACUUUUUAGUUGCAGCUGGUUAUGGGGAGGUGCACCUGGAACCUACUGUUGAAAUGUGGAGCCUCAAAAAUUGUGCCUGGCUUAAUUUUCUCCAGUUGGUGCUUAAAAGUAUAGUAAUGUUUUCAGCUUGUCCCUGUCUCUUUUUUUUUAACAACUUAGCUAAGUUUACAUGAAAAUUUCAAAGGGCGAUGCCCUUCUCUCCCUUCACACAGCUCUUCAGGCAGUCUUCACUGCUUGUUCCUGUGUUUUCCCUUUGUGCUGCCCAUUAAGGCAUUUCAGGAUCUGCAUACCAGCAUUGUUUGGGGUCUUGUGUAUUACAAACUACCAUAGUAAUAAACAGCUGUGUCUAGGCAGGAGGGGAAAUGCAUCCUCGUAGCUUCCAUGUUACUCUUGCAUUGGGGUAGCUGGAAUGGGAUGGGGCCAUCUGUGUAGCACCCCUCUUGGAUUCAUUUACCACUGUUGCAAGGACUGGUGGGCCUUGCUUCCUUAGUCUUGUAACAUCAGAACAGCCAAUGGCCCAUCUAGUCCGGCAUCCUGUUCUCACAGUGGCCAACCAGAUGACUGUGGGAGGCCAGCAAGCAGGAUUUGAGCAGAAGAGCACCUGCCCCUCCUGUGGUUUCCAGCAACUUUCAUUCGGAAGCCUUGCUGCCUCCAGUUGUAAUGUUGUUUGCUUUCCCCGUAGGAUCUGACCCCUGGCAGUGUGGAGGAAGCAGAGGAGGCAGAGCCUGAUGAUGAGUUCAAGGAUGCUAUUGAGGUAUGUGCCCUGAGAGAGCCGCCUAGGGCUUGGACUGAUCUGUGCUGUGGUGGAGUCAGGUGAUGCUGCUAGGCCAGCAAGUUUAAGGGGACACCCUUCAUCCUGUCACUGAAGGGCCAUGAGUGGCAGCACAUCAGAGUCCAUGUCUGUGAUGCAGUGAACAUGUUGGUAUGGGGAAGAGAGAGAAAUAAGGGACUUUAGACAGUGCACUUUUCUGGAAAUGGGUACACCAUAAAAGGUGAAGGCUAGCUUGGGCUGGGCUCUUCUGGACAUCAUCUCUUGUCUUUUCUCUUUGCUGCGGGAGCAGGAGACCCAGCUGCUAGUAAUGGUGAGUGCGGGAGCUGGGCCACCCUGCCUUUGAGCCAAAACUCACUUCAGUUGCUCAUGCAGAGUUGAUGUCUUUGCUGUGUUCUUUGCCCUGAUUGUGCCCACCUUCCCAAGCUGGAAAACCUGGCUGCAACCCUUCCACCAGCUUGGCAUUUUGUGUGUUGCCCAUGGUUAGCCCAGCCUUUCCUUGUCUUCAGCACUUUGUCAGUGGGCGGUGCCCCCCAGUACGGCCUUGUCCUCCUGCCCCAGAGUAGGCACUGUGUGAACCAGCCGCUCCUUGACAAGCUUCCCUCUCCACCUGCCCAGGAGGAUGACGAUGUCUCCCACUGCUCAGCGGAAUUCGACAUGGGCCUUCCUGACAACCCCUUCAUGAUGAGCAAGAACGAGGUGAUUCGCAGCAGGGUGUCACGGCUGACGGAGCGGCUGCGGAAGCGCUACCCAACCAACAAUCUCGGUACAGGAUUUGGGAGGGUGUGUGGAAGUGGCAAGAGUGGAUGGUGCCGUGGGACAUGUUGUCUUGUUGGGACUGAAGCGGGACUGUGUAGAUGAGCUUUCCUCAACCUGGUGAGGAAACCUGGUGCCCUUCAGAUGCUUUAGCCUGCAGCUCCAACCAGCAUGGUCUUGUUGGUUUGGGCUAAUGGGGCUGUAAUCCAAAACAUCGGGGGGGGGGGCACCAGGUUGUGGAAGGGGGGUGGAGAAGAUUGGCAGAAUGGGAAGACUCUGACCCAGUUGCUGCCACAGAGGCGGCCUGCCUGAUGUUAGAUGCCAGAAACAUGCCAUUGUUCUUGGUGCUUUAAAAAUAUGUGUGCUGAGGUCGCUUCUGAUGGUGAAAUACUGUUGCAGAUGAAUCAUUUUACAGGCAAGGUGUGGGUGGGGUGGGGUUAAGUACUAACAUUUUUACAAAAAGCCCCUUAACUCCCCUUUUUUCAUUACCUCCGGAAACUGGGCUUGUGAGUUCCUACUUGCCAGUGUAACAUGUCAUUCUGCCCUGAGAGAGAGGUAUGAGCAAGCCUGCUUAGUGGAGCUGAGUGGUUAUUUGUAUCAGGCCCAAGUCUUUGUUCCUAUUCCAAGUCUAGCACUUGAUCACUUAUGCCACACUGGAAUCUCAUCCUGAUGAUGCCAAAUUCCACAUUUAUAUGGGUUACGGCCAUCUCUGCUCUUGGCACAACUUUGUGGAGUGGAGGAUUGACAUCACCUGGGAGGUGCAGUGUGCAGACCCAUUUCAAAUCUCCUCGGAUCAAGGGUCCUGAAGACAGCCCUCAGUGGGAUGCCCUCUUGGCACGUGGUCCCACCUGGAUGAGCCUCCUGGACUGCCUAGUGGGGCAGUAGGUUAUGCUGGGGCUUUUAGUAGGAAAGGACUGUGGGCAGACGUUGGGGGCAGGGCAAUAUUUCUAUGCAGUUUGGUGGAAGAAGAGGCACCAGGUUUGACCGAUACAUGUUUCUUUUCUGAUUUUCCACAGGGAACUGUGCAAGCUGUUCAGCCACUUUCUCUGUGUUAAAGAAGAGGGUGAGUCUCUGGCCCAGCAUGCCCCCAACUACUCAUUUCCCAUUUCCUGCUCCCCACCUUGUGGAUCUCAAGCCUGACCUCUGGUCAGCAGUGAAUGACCUUCUUGAAUCCUUGCAUUUGAAGCAAUGGCUUCCUGGGACCUUGUUCCUAUAGCUGUGUUUGUCUCUUUCCUUCCCUCCAGCGGAGCUGCAGCAACUGUGGGAACAGUUUCUGCUCCAGGUGCUGUUCCUUCAAAGUUCCCAAGAGCUACAUGGGGGCUACAGGUGAGUGAGGAGUGGGAGAGCGAGAGAUGGCCUUUCUGGCAGGCAGCUUGGGAGGCGACUCCUCCUCCUUUGUGCGCUUGCUGUUUCCCUUCUGGGGGAAUCGCUGGGUGUAAUUCUCACUGUUUCUAAUUAAUGCUACAGUGGGGAGGUAGCAGAGGACAGAGGCUUUCUCUCUCUUGGGGGGUGUGUGUGUCUGAGAGCUAAUGAAACGCUUGUUGGGUUCUGUGGGUGGAAAGCUGCACAGUCCUUGGCCGAGUCUCUGACCAGUGCUUUCUACCGCAGCCCCUGAUGCCCAGCGGGAGACCGUCUUUGUCUGCGGGCAGUGCAACCAAGCGCUCGUCAAGUGAGAAGCCGAUCUGGAGCCCUGCCCUCUGCGGAAUUCGCUCUGCGUCUCACCCCGUAUUUGCUGAUACUUGCGGGGAGCGAAGCAACAGCACUGUGCACUCCUUCCACUCUUCCCUGUACAUCUAAUAGGAAAGGGGCUGGUGCAGCUGCCACGUGUGCCCCCUCCCUCUGUGAGCAGCUGGCGAGAGGUCCUGCACUCAUGAUUAACUGCAUAGUAGGAGACUCGUGCACUAGACUACUGUAGGCUCUCCCUCCUUCCACGACCUUGAAGCAAAAAAGUCAUUUGCCCCCAUUUUCCCUAGCAGGAAGCUGGCCUUCCCCACCUCGCAAGGUGGCUCAUGGUAUCUGGACUGCCAGAUGUGUCUGUGUCUUGUGUUUCACUACUGAGCGAGGUGCUGCGUGUUUGGAAGGGGAAGCUGGGUCUUCCUCUGGGUGGCAUCUGUAAGUUGGCUCUGCUGUGUAAAGAAGGCAGACGUGUGAUUGUGUUAUGCAGCUGGACCUGUUUCCUAUCCCUGUGUCAGAUACGGACGGCAUCUCUUCCCUCCCCACCAUUGACUUUGCUCUUUCUAGAUAGCUUUUAGCCAAAGCUCUUCAGUCUGGCCCAACCUGGACCUGGCAUUCUCCUUCCCUUUGACACUUUGCUGUGUUGGAGGGAGCAGAAGCUGCUACAGCCAACGGGAGUUCAUCACAAAGCUCAGCUGGAGGAUUGAGGCAAUUGCCUUGUGAUGUGGAUCUUUUCUACAGGAGAGGAGAGGUUUUUUUUUGUUCUUAUUUUUGCUGCUCUCUUGCAGAUUUACCCACACGCACACAUGCAUAUAUAUAAAUAUAUAUAUAUAUGACCAAUAAAUAGCGUCCUUGGAAAGUGGAGCCAGUGCUCCUAGUGUCUGAAAUGGCUUUUGAUGUGAUGAAGGCGGAAUGGGCAACAGGGGUCCUAGUUAUGCAUAAAGCUUGCUGCGGAGCCUUAGGAGUGUAUCUGCAAGGUGAAAUAAUCAAACCUGGGGGUGCUAGAUAGAGCAAAUUAAACAAGGCAUCUGGGGGCAGCAGGGCAGAAGAAGGGAGACUGGAGCAGACCACUGUGUUUUGAGAAAUAGAGGCUAUAGUCUAUUGAGGCAGGCGGGAUGGAGAGCUGUAGAGGAGGCAUGGAUGUUGGCCUAGUUCCCGUACAAUGUGUAAAGAUGGACUGAUGUUGCAAACUGGACCACAGUAAGUGGGGAGGUGUACUGGGAGUGCAUGGCGACUCAUUUUCCAGCUCUUUGGGGUGAAGCAUUUUUAAUUGGGGGUGGGGGGCACGAACACACACAAGAUACAAAACCAGACUGGAAAUGGAUUCAGGCCAAACAAAAGGUACUUUUUCACAUGAUACAGAAUACAGCUCCUGGAAUUAAUCACUAAGAGAGAUGAUGGCUGGUAGCUUAAAUAGCUUUAAAAUUGUGCAGGAAGGCUCUGCAAGUACAGGGGUCUCCCCACAUCAGAUGUUCACCCUCCGUGUGAGUGAUGGGCCUUGGCUCACUUUCUUCCCACUUGCUAGGGAUGGAAGAGGAGUUCAGUUCCAUAUGUAUCUGAAGCCAAAUGGUAUCAAAUACACACUUUCCAAAACAAUUCAUGAACUGAAAGACAGCGAUCCUUUGAAAUUCACACUUAGCCAAAUUUUGUGAUGCAGUUCUCCAGCCAAGCAAUGUUUACAGAAAUGCACAUAUUUGUGUGUGUGUGUGUGUGAAAAAUGAAGUUAUUUGUGAAAAUAGCAUACAAAAUCAUGUUAGGGGAAAUUGCUUGCAAAAAUGUGUACAUAAGUCAAAAUUGCAUAUAACAACACGUCUAUUGAGAGAAGUGUGCGCUAAAAGGCUGAUGAAUUUUCAUGAGGAUUUUAAAAAAUUGCAAAUGGCUGCAAUGCGAAGAACUGAAUAUAAGAUAGGAAAAAAGAGAAACGGGGAGAAUGAAAUUGACAGAUCCUUCACUCUGUACUGCUUGCUGGUUGGUUUUAUGUGUAAGUAGAGUACCUGUAGGGAACUAUGGUGCUUCUUUCAGGUAAUCUGUAAAAGGAGGUUAAAACAACAUUCUCUUGCAGAUGGUUUUGAAUAUUGAGUUGUGGUGUAGCCUCUGCUUUCCCCUCAACCAUCUUAGCAGGAAAAAGCAUGGGCAGACUCCUCAGUGCCAUGUCACAGCUUGCUGGUGCUUGAAUCUGGGGCUGAAAUGUCACUGAUGAUUUAUUUGAAUUCUAGUAUGAAAUAAACCAUCCUUGGCAAACGAACACAGUCGCUGCUCUUGGAAAUAACCUUAGGGAAAAGGUCAGGUUCUGUCACGGGUACAAUGAAUGAGGAGAAAGGAUUAUAGAAAGAAAGAACAAGGCUGCCUUGUUAGCUAAAGUUCACACAAUGUUCCCUGUGUUUAGAAUCGCAUCCUCCUCGGUUCCCUUCUGGUACUUACAGCAAGGCUUGAGAUUCUAUAGCUUACUCCCAAAGGCCAGAUCUCGGCGACAUUUUACACAGGUAUAACACGGAUUGGGAUGACUUGUUUUAUUUUAUAUUUUGGUACGGCGGCUCCUUGUAGAGUUACAAAGUGCAGCCACAUGGAGAGCUGGUCCUCCAUGUUGCCUGGUUGUAGCAUGUGGCCGCCACCUCCCCGUCAUAAGGUUGGAAAUGUGCAAGAGGACAAAGUGCCACAUGGCAGGAUGCUAGCAGCUCGUUCACUCUUGCACAACUGAGAAGCCACCCUCCUGCAACUGGUGAACUUGGUCUUCAGCCGGUUGGUAAACACUCAUGAGCAGGAUGAUUCCUCAGGAGCAAUUAGCCUACCUGGUGCAGCUGUAGUAUUAACUUUAUAAGUUGCUUCUUACAUGUAUCUCAAGGCAGCUCACAGACAUACAGUAAAAACAGCUGAAAUAGUUCUUUAAGCAGUACAAAAAACCCAACUCGGGUCCAAAAUACUACAUUGUGGAGAUGGUACUCCCAAUACUCGCUCAAUAAACAGUAUUUCUUAAAUUUUCCUGUACUGCUAGCGCAGUAUGACAUUUUAAGCUUCGCUGGAUGGCGGUUUUCAUACAGAACUGAGCAUAUGAUAAAGAGUGCAGCGGCUGUGGCUCAAUAUGCAGCUUCCGGUAUAUUGAGAGAUCUUGGCAGACUCUCCCGCUAAGAUAAUGCAAAAGCUUUUGUUCUAUUUAUUGCCGUGUGAUCGCAGAUGUAAGGAAGUGGCAGUGCUGCAAGCUAGACCCAAGAACCACUGUGCUGCUGUGGGGGAACUCUUAACAGGGCCUGUAUGGAUAUGGCAAUGAGGGAAGUGAAGAGUGGAGUUUAGUGCUGCAAUGAAAUCAGACGCUAAAGUUGCAGGUAAUUUCCUGUGGCUUAUUAGUAUUUCUGCAUCAAAAAGAAGUGUCAUUUCAAAUUAAAUUAUGAAGGAUGCUUCUGAAAAAAAUUAAUAUUAAUUUGAUAAACCCAGUGCCUUUUUAAAAAAUCCACAAGUAUCCAUAAAUAAUAAUGUUGAGAUAAAAGUCAAAUGAGUGGAAUGUAUAAGUUGGCUUUUGCAAGCAAAUUUGAGGCAGAAGAACUUGCUUAGCUUUCUCAUUGAUUAUCUGUUGAUUAGGGGAACUGAAAAUGGAGUGCUACAUUCAUGAUUAAAGCCUGCUGUUACCAGAAUGAUAAUGGCAGUACUCUAAACACAACAAUGAUGCCAGAAUUCAGUGUCCCUGAUGACCUUGACAUGAAAUAAAUGCAGCAUGAAUAC